AUGGGAAAAGACACGUGUGUGCGGGUUCAUAUCGAUCGUCGAACUUUAAGUGGGACAACAAUCAAUGGUGCCUUUAAUAAUAUAAAUAAUGGUGGAGUGUUCGAUGUAGAAUUUACGCCAAAGAGAACUAACCAAGAAAAAAUAUCUAUAUUUUACCAACUCCAACAUCACUUACAAGAUGGAGCGAAAAAGCAACAACUCGCUUCUUUGGAAUCUUACGGAAUCAUUGUAUAUCAAAGAACAUUUACGAUCUAUGUUAUGCAUCAAAAUAUGGACAUAUAUGUCGUUGAUAUAUUAACAGAAUUCAGUAAUCCGAAUUCAAAAGACCAAUUAUAUGUCCUUAGAGAGGUUAUCGAAAAAGUUUACAUGUUUAAAGUAUAG
This is a messenger RNA of Funneliformis geosporum, 381 nucleotides long. The record is from the annotation of a GenBank genome assembly. Lineage: Eukaryota; Fungi; Glomeromycota; Glomeromycetes; Glomerales; Glomeraceae.